This is a messenger RNA of Tuber melanosporum (Perigord truffle), 2183 nucleotides long. RefSeq lists its product as uncharacterized. Gene Ontology annotation, molecular function: clathrin binding. Bases 105 to 2183 code for a protein of 692 amino acids. Gene Ontology annotation, biological process: vesicle-mediated transport; intracellular protein transport. The record is from RefSeq and is a predicted model, not a curated record. Gene Ontology annotation, cellular component: membrane coat. The transcript has 9 exons. Lineage: Eukaryota; Fungi; Ascomycota; Pezizomycetes; Pezizales; Tuberaceae.
CUCUUCACGUUAAAAGACUAUCUGUGUCUCUCACCCCCACAUCUGCUCGAUAAUAGCCCCUUACUGAUACUGCCCAGAAUCCCCUACUUCAUCAUUUUCUUAUAAUGGCUAGUGGAGGUGAUGCUCGUUUUUUUGCGCGAGGCAAAGUCGCCGAGCUCCGCGCUGAACUCAAUAGUGAUAAGAAGGACAAGAAUUUCGCCAAAAAAAAGAUUACGCUUAAGAAGAUUGUGGCCAAUAUGACUAUGAGCAACAAUGAUAUGGCAGCAUUGUUUCCAGACAUAAUCAACUGCAUGGAGAUACAAGCCCUGGAGAUCAAGAAGAUGUGUUUCCUCUUCUUGGUAAACUACGGUCGAAUGAAGCCCGAUAUGGCUCAGCGCGCACUUCCAAUUCUGAUCAGAGAUAUGGAUGAUCAUAAUCCACUUGUGCGAGCUUUGGCGCUACGAACAAUGUCCUACAUCCAUGUCCCUCAAUUCGUCGAAGCUACAGUUGCUCCACUACGACAUCUUCUCCAUGACCCUGAUCCCUACGUCCGAAAAACGGCGGCAUUUUGUGUUGCGAAGCUUUACGACCACGAUAGAGAUCUGGUAGAGGGAGCAAGGGACGAUAAUCCCACAGUUGUUGCUAGUGCUUUGGUGGCAUUGAUGGAUAUUUGGGAAAGGAACGAGAAUAUAAGGCUCACCAUCGAUCAUACGAAUGCGAGUAAAAUUGUUCAGAUUCUACCAGAUUGCUCAGAAUGGGGCCAAGCAUAUAUUCUAGAAGCACUAAUGGCCUACGUUCCUCAAGAAACUACCGAAGCAGUCAUAAUGGCUGAGCGUAUAUCACCUCGGCUGCAACACUCUAACUCCGCCGUAGUUCUUACCUGUAUCCGUGUGAUUCUCUACUUGAUGAAUUACAUUGCAGAUCAAAAGGAGAUUUCAACUCUUUGCCGAAAGCUAUCACCACCGCUUGUCACUUUAUUGGCGAAAGGGCCCGAAGUACAAUAUCUCGCGCUGAGGAAUGCUUUACUGAUAUUACAACGGCGGCCAGAAGUACUCAGAAAUGAUAUCAGAGUAUUUUUCUGCAAAUACAACGAUCCUAUCUAUGUAAAGGUCACUAAAUUGGAGCUGAUAUUUAUGUUGGCAAACGAGGACAACAUUGAGGAGGUUCUAACAGAAUUGCGAGAAUACGCCACUGAGAUUGAUGUUCAUUUCGUCCGCAAAUCAGUCAGAGCGAUCGGAAAAUUGGCCAUUAAGAUUGAACCAGCUGCUCGUCAAUGCAUCAACACUCUCCUCGAGCUUGUCUCAACAAAAGUCUCCUAUAUUGUGCAAGAAGCUACCGUAGUAAUCCGGAAUAUCUUCCGCAAAUAUCCCAAUCAAUACGAAUCCAUAAUUUCCACACUUUGUGAGAAUCUCGAUUCUCUGGACGAGCCGGAAGCCAAAGCGGCCAUGAUCUGGGUUAUUGGCCAAUACGCGGACAGGAUUGAGAACAGUGAUGUCCUUCUCGAAGACUUCCUCUUUUCCUUCCAGGACGAACCAGUAGAAGUGCAACUCGCGCUGCUGACAGCUACUGUGAAACUCUUCAUCCAACGCCCAACAAAGGGACAAGAUCUGGUACCAAAAGUUCUCAAAUGGGCGACUGAAGAAACAGAUAACCCCGAUCUUCGUGACAGAGGUUACAUGUACUGGCGACUGCUCUCGGCAGACCCUGCAACAGCCAAGAAGGUAGUGAUGGGCGAGAAACCGCCCAUCACAGCGGAGACUGAGAAACUGGACCCCACUACUCUUGAAGAAAUGUGUUUGAACGUAGGAACUCUAGCAACAGUCUAUCUCAAGCCCGUUAAUCAGGUGUUCCGAACUGCCCGCCCAAAGAGAUUGGCGGAUAGCCCGGCUUUACAGAGGCACACGCUUCCAACGGCGAUCGCUGAACAGGCGCAUAGGAGAGCGCUCCAGCCUGAGCAGCAGCAGCAGCAGCCAGUGGAGCAGAGGACUUCAGAGGAGGGUAUGGGAAAUCUACUUGGCGGGGAUCUCGCGGCAGCAGUUGAUGCCGCAGAUGAUUAUUUUUCCGGGGGCGGGGGGGGAUCAGGGACAAACCCGUUUGCAGUCAGCGGAGGGCCCGUAGCUGGUGGUGGGCAAUAUGUCGUCAAUCAAAACGCGCCCCAGCCUAUAUAUUCUCCCCAACAGGGCGGGGAUCUGCUCCUGUUGUAG